UGCGCCUGGUAUGACCCAACCCGUUUUCUGCUAGUGUUGAAGCCCCAUUUCGUCUCGUAAAGCGCUUCAGCAUAAACACGCAGAAAAUUUUCCAACCAGCGCGUUUUACGAGUGCUUCCUAGGAAUCGAUAAUCUCGCCCAAACACACACACACACGCACGCACGCACGCACAUACAAAAACACAUACAUCCAAGAUGCCUACCAUCAAGCUGCAGUCUUCGGACGGGGAGAUUUUCGACACGGACGUACAGAUCGCCAAAUGCUCCGGCACCAUCAAAACGAUGCUGGAGGAUCUGGGCAUGGACGAGGGGGACGAUGAGGUCGUGCCGCUGCCGAACGUCAACUCGGCCAUCCUGCGCAAGGUGCUACAGUGGGCCACCUUCCACAAGGAUGAUCCGAUCCCGGUCGAGGACGACGACAGCAAGGAAAAGCGCACCGACGACAUCAGCUCGUGGGAUGCCGACUUCCUGAAGGUGGACCAGGGCACCCUGUUCGAGCUGAUCCUGGCCGCAAACUAUCUGGACAUCAAGGGGCUGCUGGACGUGACCUGCAAAACGGUGGCUAACAUGAUCAAGGGCAAAACCCCGGAAGAGAUUCGCAAAACGUUCAACAUCAAGAACGACUUCACGCCGGCCGAGGAGGAGCAGGUCCGCAAGGAGAACGAGUGGUGUGAGGAGAAGUAGUAGUGUGGCGGCGGCGGCGUCUCUUUGCUUGUUUCUGUGCAGGGUUUGCAGCUAUAUCUAUGAACUCCGGGGUCGGGUGAUUGUGUUUCGUGUCCAAUAAGCAUACGUUAUACCUUCAUGUAGAUCGAUAAUCCAUCUGAUUGGUUAACUAUUUUUUGUUUGUACCACCAUACUUGAAUUUUUAUUUUACUCGGUUCUAUGAAGUGGAACAUGAAUAAACGCGUUUCUGCUACAUAAAACACAA
Molecule: messenger RNA, 928 nt
Organism: Anopheles merus
Lineage: Eukaryota; Metazoa; Arthropoda; Insecta; Diptera; Culicidae
Product: S-phase kinase-associated protein 1-like
Exons: 2
Coding region: 196-684 (162 amino acids)
Biological process (GO): SCF-dependent proteasomal ubiquitin-dependent protein catabolic process
Cellular component (GO): cytoplasm; nucleus
Molecular function (GO): cullin family protein binding
Source: RefSeq, a predicted model, not a curated record